Molecule: messenger RNA, 478 nt
Organism: Physella acuta
Lineage: Eukaryota; Metazoa; Mollusca; Gastropoda; Physidae
Product: schistosomin
Source: RefSeq, a predicted model, not a curated record
CCCUAUAAAAGCGAGGCCUGGCUGUGUGCUCGUCACCCAACUCUUGCAGUACUCACCUAGACGCCAGCUCUACCAAGAUGAUCAAAGAAGUUUUUCUCCUCUCUCUCGUCGUCUGUGCCGUCCUGGCAACAGAAAACUACUGGUGCCCUAAGUCAGGCGACGCAUUCCAAUGUUUCGAGUCAGCUAAACAAGCCAGAUUUUGUUUGUCUAAUGGCCAGGAGACAAAAACUAUUUGCGGCAAAUGCAGGAAGAAGUUCGAAUUUUGCAGAAACGGCAUGAAAUCCUCCACCAGACCAGAUGUUGACUGUGGCCCAAGUUGGCAGAGUACACCCUGUACAGAUGACAUCUCCGAGGUUCCUACCGUUUUCUAAACAUACAGAUUGAUUUGUGAUCUCCAUGUUAAUAAAGACGUCAUGUUUCUGUUGAUGCUUUGUAUAUAAAAUUAUGCUUUUGGCGUGUUAAUAAAACAAAUUAGCAA